AUGAGUGAUGAGGAGUUCCAGGAUGACAAAUGGUAUCCAGGUUUCAGCGCCGUCAUCUCUGGGCCGCUUCGGCAACUCCCACAGAAUCUCAAGACCCUGAUACUUUUCGAGGACUUCAACCCAGUCUUUUUCCCAGAUGCGCCUGCUUCGACGAGAAUACCAAACGCUUCUUUCAUGGUUGAUGCGCAGGACUUUUUCAAUGCCGACCAAGCUUAUCUCGACCCAGAAGACAAGGACCUUGGACUCACGAAUCUCUUGGAGGAGGCGGGAAGAUUUGCGCUUGGAACACCUCGGCUACGCACCAUGAUUCUAUGGUACGGGAACAAGAACAAGGCUUACGCCUUCAUCUACAAAAGGGACGAGACCUCAAUCACUUGGCACGGAACCCGGGAGUUCGACAUGAAUCAACAACGUAUAACCGAGAUCUAG
This is a messenger RNA of Fusarium keratoplasticum, 429 nucleotides long. RefSeq lists its product as uncharacterized. The coding region runs from base 1 to 429 and encodes 142 amino acids. NCBI's taxonomy places the organism in Eukaryota, Fungi, Ascomycota, Sordariomycetes, Hypocreales, Nectriaceae. The transcript is spliced from 4 exons. The record is from RefSeq and is a predicted model, not a curated record.